AUUGUACGGCACCACAAGGUUUAUAAAAGCAGGAGGAGUUUUCAGAUGAUCAGUCCCUCCGUCUGCAGCAGAACUACUACCACAGCACAAUGGGAAAUUCUGCUCCUGCUCCUCCUAGUGAGACCAAACCCUCUCCCACUCUGGAUGAACCAUGGAGGAAAGUUUCCCGGCAGGACAAUGAGCGUGAUCUGAAGUAUGUGCAGGAUUACAAGCCUGAAAACAACAGCAUCAGACAUCUCCGUAUUCUUCUACAUGGGCCUGUCGGAGCUGGAAAGUCCAGCUUCAUCAACUCUGUCAGCAGCACCCUGCAAGGCAGGAUAGCAAUCCCUGCUGUGACCAGUGCAAUUACCGCUGACAAAAGCUUCACCACAAAGUAUCAAACUCAUAAAAUAAAAAAAGGAAGAGGAAGCUCUGCUGUAUGUUACCCUUUGGUCUUCAAUGACAUCAUGGGUCUGGAGGGGGGGACUAAUGCUGGUGUUCAUCCUGACGACAUCAAACUGGCCAUGAGAGGCCACGUGAGGGAAGGUCACAAGUUCAACCCAGUGGCUCCACUGUCAGAAGAAGAUCCCGGCUACAACCGGACCCCCUCUGCAGAUGACAAAGUUCAUGUUCUGGUCUGUAUUCAUUCUGCCAACGCAUCAGAAAUUAAGGACUCGGUUCUGAAAAAGAUGAGCAGCAUCAGACAGGCAGCCAGUGACUUGGGGAUUCCUCAAAUGGCAAUCAUUACCAAAAUUGAUGAGGCCUGUCCUGAAACUGGAAAAGACCUGAAGAAUGUGUAUAAGAGCAAACACCUGAAAAAGAAGAUGAAAGAGUUCAGCUCUGCACUGGGAAUCCCAAUGAACUGCAUCUUUCCUGUGAAGAACUACAGCGAGGAAAUCGAAACUCACGAGGAUGUUGACACGCUGAUUUUGAGCGCGCUCAGAAACAUGAUCAACUUUGGAGACGACUUCAUUGAAAAUCUUCAAGUUUGGAAUCAGGAGUUGUGAACAUGAAAUCAUAAAAUGAUUUACCUGAGUUAUCAAAACAUGUUCCAGAGUUUAAACAUUUUGUGGCUCCACUGAGAUCUUUCAAUACGAGCUUCCAGCACAUGAUUUGUACUUUUUUCUUGUGUCACAAUUUUCCAUUCGUUUGUAGAAAUCUAAUAAAGCAU
This is a messenger RNA of Archocentrus centrarchus (flier cichlid), 1150 nucleotides long. RefSeq names its product interferon-induced protein 44-like. The record is from RefSeq and is a predicted model, not a curated record. Gene Ontology annotation, biological process: immune response. The coding region runs from base 90 to 986 and encodes 298 amino acids. NCBI's taxonomy places the organism in Eukaryota, Metazoa, Chordata, Actinopteri, Cichliformes, Cichlidae. The transcript is spliced from 9 exons.